AUGGCCGCAACGAUUACCAAUAGAAGCAGCACUAAAAGCGGAGGAAAUAUUAUGGAAGAAGAAGCAACAACAAAUCUUUUAAAGAACCGUCACAUUACUGCCACGAUAAAUUCCGGUAAAAAACUUUGCUCUUGGAAUGAUCUUCCUGAUUGGCAAAAGGAUAACGAAUAUAUUAUAUCAGGAUACGUCUUGGAAACCAAUAGUCUGACACAGUCUAUUAAAAGUUUGUUUUAUUUGCACAAUGAAUCUGUCAACAUUUAUACGCACCUGCUCCCAGGUAUUUGUUUUCUAUUGGUAAUAUUGUUUUUUAACACGCACGUAAUAAAGAUUUAUGAUUCAACAACUGGAAUUGAUUACUUUAUGAUAAAUUUAUUUUUUGCUGGAUGUUUUACUUGCUUGAUGAUGAGCAGUACUUUCCAUUGCCUAAAAUCACAUUCGGAGAAAGUAUCCAUAUUUGGUAAUAAGUUGGAUUACUUAGGAAUUGUUGUGUUAAUUAUGACAUCUAUGAUUAGUCUUAUGUAUUAUGGAUUUUAUGAUGCUAGGUUUUUGUUUUAUAUAUUUUCUGGUAUUUGUACUGUCUUAGGGUUAUCAUGUGGAUACGUUUCAUUGAGCGAAAAAUUUAGGUCAAGGGAAUGGAGAGUUUUUAGAGCUGGUAUGUUUGUAGUAUUUGGUCUAUCUGCUUUAUUACCAAUAAUUUGUGGAACAAUUUAUUACGGUAUACGUCAAACUUGGAUCAGAAUUCAAGUGAAAUGGGUUCUUUUAGGAGGCGUGUUCUAUAUAAUUGGGGCCUUUAUAUACGGUAUCAGGUUUCCUGAGAAAAAUUUACCGGGAUCCUUUGAUAUCUGGGGACAUUCUCAUCAAAUUUUCCAUGUACUGGUUGUUUGUGGUACAUUGGCACAUCUAAAAGCAUUGUUGGGCGCAUAUGAAAAUGCACAUGAAAUGUGA
This is a messenger RNA of Saccharomycodes ludwigii, 945 nucleotides long. RefSeq names its product PAQR-type receptor (gene IZH2). The transcript has a single exon. Lineage: Eukaryota; Fungi; Ascomycota; Saccharomycetes; Saccharomycodales; Saccharomycodaceae. Gene Ontology annotation, molecular function: signaling receptor activity. The record is from RefSeq and is a predicted model, not a curated record. Gene Ontology annotation, cellular component: membrane. The coding region runs from base 1 to 945 and encodes 314 amino acids.